Molecule: messenger RNA, 1196 nt
Organism: Dendronephthya gigantea
Lineage: Eukaryota; Metazoa; Cnidaria; Anthozoa; Malacalcyonacea; Nephtheidae
Product: succinate--CoA ligase [ADP/GDP-forming] subunit alpha, mitochondrial-like
Exons: 12
Coding region: 45-1025 (326 amino acids)
Biological process (GO): tricarboxylic acid cycle
Cellular component (GO): mitochondrion; succinate-CoA ligase complex (ADP-forming)
Molecular function (GO): succinate-CoA ligase (ADP-forming) activity; succinate-CoA ligase (GDP-forming) activity
Source: RefSeq, a predicted model, not a curated record
GGUUAUUUAGGGUAAAGCAGGUUGACUGUCCUCGUGAAUCCAAGAUGGCGUUUUGGCGUUGUGCAAGAAAAGCUGGCAGUUUCCUGCAGAAGCAUGGUGUUCGAUAUUGCUAUAAUGAAACCAGACCAAACCUGGGUAUCAAUAAAAAUACAAAGAUUAUUUGUCAAGGUUUCACUGGAAAACAAGGCACUUUUCAUAGUGAACACUCAAUUAGAUAUGGUAGUCGUAUGGUUGGUGGUGUGUCACCUGGUAAAGGAGGACAAACUCACCUUGGGUUACCUGUGUUUGAUAGCGUUGCUGAGGCAAAGAAAGAGACUGGUUGUGAUGCUACAGUUAUAUUUGUUCCACCAAAAUUUGCCAAAGAUGCCAUUAUGGAGGCAAUGGAUGCCGAGAUUGGUCUGAUUGUUGCAAUUACUGAGGGAAUACCGCAGCAGGAUAUGGUUAAGGUAAAACACCGGCUGGUUAGACAGAAUAAAAGUCGUCUUGUUGGCCCUAAUUGUCCUGGUAUUAUUAAACCUGGUGAAUGUAAAAUAGGAAUAAUGCCAGGUCAUAUACACCAAAAAGGUUCAAUAGGAAUUGUAUCAAGAUCUGGAACGCUAACAUAUGAGGCUGUCCAUCAGACGACUAAGGCAGAGUUGGGGCAAUCGCUUUGCGUAGGUAUUGGUGGGGAUCCUUUUAAUGGCACAAACUUUAUGGAUUGCUUAGAUAUAUUUCUUAAAGACCCUGAAACUGAAGGUAUUAUUUUAAUUGGUGAAAUUGGCGGAGGAGCUGAAGAACGAGCUGCUGAAUUUCUGUUGGAACAUAACCAAGGAGAGAAUGCUAAACCAGUCGUAUCGUUCAUCGCUGGACUCACAGCUCCCCCGGGACGACGCAUGGGUCAUGCUGGGGCUAUCAUAUCAGGAGGGAAAGGCGGAGCUGAGAAUAAGAUUGCUUGUUUAAAAGAAGCUGGUGUGAUCGUCACAAAUUCUCCUGCGCAAAUGGGAAACACUAUGAAAGAGGCUUUAGCUGGAAAGAUCGAGGCAUAGAAUGACACCUGAAGUGUUGAGAAAGAAAACAUAUCCUUCGAAAUAUUUGCUUUGCGGCGCCAAAAAAAGGAAUGAAAACAUCAACGUUGCGAAUUUUAUAGAAACAUUGUGGUUCUAAUUUCGUGAUUUUUCCUGUAAAAUAUUCUGAUAUAUAAGAAAUUAUUCUUGAAA